CCAGGUGUCCUCUGCGUUUCAGGCCCCACUGCCCUCUUGGCCCAUGGCAUCGCCUACGGCAGUACAGUUACGACCCACCCCGGCGCCAAGGACAAGAUGAUGACCGGAGGUCACUACACGUACUCUGAGGCCCGUGUGCAGAAGGACGGUAAGCUCAUAACCAGCCGCGGCCCCGGAACCAGCUUCGAGUUCGCCCUGGCCAUAGUGGAGGAGCUCAUGGGAGCCGAGGUCGCCGCCCAAGUCAAAGCCCCGCUUAUCCUGAAAGACUGAGCCACGCCCACAUGCACCCAAGACCACACCCACUGUCAUUCAGAAAGGGCACAUUAGCCACAUCCAGAAAGAUGGUAGAAUAGGCAACAUUAUACCUGUCGUAUCAGUGAUGUGGGACUCGGGUAAAAGGUGUCUCAUGACAGGAUGUUGCUCAGCACUUGCUGCCCUUUCUGAUCGAACAGUCCCUUAUUUUAGGAAAUGCUGGACAAAUUGAAAUUAGCCCAGUGUUUUGCGCAUGUCACUUGCUCAAAAUAAACAUGCCCUCCUUACUCUUACUGAUCUGCUGCAAUAAGGGGUGUUGUGUGCUGUGGAAUUUUGCACUUAAACGUGGCUGGAAAACUUUCUAUGCUCAUGUUAAAAAAAUUAUUUGAAUUUUAUUUUUGCAAGAGCAAUUUUGAUUGGGUGUUGAGUGUUAAAACAUUUUUCACAUUAAAUUUGCAGUUACUGCAGUACUCUUGGAUGAAUGACUGAAUUCCAAAACAUUGCAUUUGGGGUACUUGCCCAAAUCAUGUAAUCUAUUGAUGCAGAUUUAAACAAUGAAAUUACAAAAAUAUCACUGUCAAUAAACUUUGAAGAAAUGCCAA
This is a messenger RNA of Anguilla anguilla (European eel), 854 nucleotides long. Its product is annotated as Parkinson disease protein 7 homolog. Gene Ontology annotation, molecular function: protein deglycase activity. The transcript is spliced from 2 exons. NCBI's taxonomy places the organism in Eukaryota, Metazoa, Chordata, Actinopteri, Anguilliformes, Anguillidae. The annotation marks the transcript as partial. Gene Ontology annotation, cellular component: nucleus; cytosol. The record is from RefSeq and is a predicted model, not a curated record. Gene Ontology annotation, biological process: protein deglycation, glyoxal removal; guanine deglycation, glyoxal removal.